AUGAGUAGAAAUACACGACAAGAAAUGCUCUUUGGUGCACUCAGUGCAUUGACCGGUUCACAUGUUGUUGGUCUUGCAAGUCAAUUUCCAGAUGUCCCUAAAAUGGACAUAGAGAAUUAUUCGGUGUUGUCACUUGAUACAGGAGAAGACACACCAACGAAGACAAGUGGUACACCAAAAGUUUUUAAAUGUCCAUCAGAUCCCACAACGCAUAUCAUUGUAAGAAUGUUAACUGGAAAAGAAAUAACAUUGUCAGUUAAUCCAGAGUGGUCUGUCAACAUUUUAAAAGAGUUGAUUGAGUCCAAAACAGGGAUAUCAACAGAUCAAAUGAGGAUUGUUUUUCUUGGGAGAUCUCUUGAAGGUGAAAACAAACUUUCUGAUUACAACCUAACCGAAUGUAGCAAACUCCAUCUUGUUUUGAGACUCAGAGGUGGUGGUAUCAGUCAAUUUGCAAUCGAUAACAAUUUAUUAUCACCUGGUUAUGAUUAUGACUUUCGUAAUAUCAAUGACACCAAAGCCGGUCGAACUUAUAAAAGAGGUGGAAUGGUGUACAAACGUCCAUGUGGAUAUAUGCGAUAUGCACUGAAUGUAAUUGGAAAGUUUGAUAAUGGUAAUGACACCUGGCUUGGUUCAUCAAAUUCCCCAGGUGAAUGGGCAGUCUCUUAUCAUGGCACCGACCCCAAAUUUGCAGAUCCAAUCAGUAAAAAUGGAUUUAAAGUCGGUACAAGAAAUCUCUAUGGUAGGGGUGUCUAUUGCAGUCCAGAUGUACAAGCAGCUGCUAUAUAUUCAACAAAAAAGACUGAUAGUAAUUCUCGAAAGUACAAAAUAGUCUUUCAGAAUCGAGUGAAGACUUCUUCCAUUAAACUGGCAAGUGACAAUGGUGGUCCUUCUAAUUAUUGGUAUAUAGAAGAUCCUCGAGACAUUCGUCCUUAUGGGAUUUUAGUUUUAGAAUGCUCUUAA
Molecule: messenger RNA, 960 nt
Organism: Entamoeba invadens IP1
Lineage: Eukaryota; Evosea; Mastigamoebida; Endamoebidae
Product: ubiquitin 1, putative
Exons: 1
Coding region: 1-960 (319 amino acids)
Molecular function (GO): protein binding
Source: RefSeq, a predicted model, not a curated record